Molecule: messenger RNA, 2403 nt
Organism: Cladophialophora yegresii CBS 114405
Lineage: Eukaryota; Fungi; Ascomycota; Eurotiomycetes; Chaetothyriales; Herpotrichiellaceae
Exons: 4
Coding region: 1-2403 (800 amino acids)
Biological process (GO): DNA-templated transcription
Molecular function (GO): DNA binding; zinc ion binding
Source: RefSeq, a predicted model, not a curated record
AUGUCAGAAGCACAAGCAGCUCAACAAGCCGCCAACAACAGUACCAUGGCUCAGUUCAUGAAGCCCAAAUUCGCUCGAGCGCCGAUCAAAGAAGCCGGUCGGGUAGCCUAUCUCGGGGAGUCCUCAAACUUGUCGCUGCUUGUCCACGAUCGACAUGGCACUACAGACGUUGUGCACUAUCCGUUACCAGAAAACAUCAGGGGCGCUCGCGCUCGGCUGACGGAGCCUGACCAAAUGGAGAUUGAGAUUCUCCAGCAGAGGGGGGCAUUUCUGUUACCUCCUCGCGCUCUGUGCGAUGAGCUUGUUGACGCCUACUUUCGAUGGGUCGCUCCUAUAGUGCCAGUCAUCAAUCGAAGCCGGUUUAUGAAGAGGUACAGGGACACCAAGAAUCCUCCAUCGUUGUUGCUGCUUCAAGCCAUUCUGUUGGCGGGUUCCCGGGUCUGCACAAACCCGCAGCUGAUGGAUGCUACCGGCUCUACCACGCCGGCAGCAAUGACUUUCUACAAACGUGCCAAGGCUCUGUACGAUGCGAACUACGAGGAUGAUCGCAUCACUAUUGUUCAGGCUUUGAUACUGAUGGGCUGGUACUGGGAGGGCCCCGAAGGUAAGGGCCAGGCAUCCACCGAAUUCGCCGACUCUGCUCGGUCUAACAUAGCAGCAGAUGUGACCAAGAAUGUGUUUUACUGGACUAGGAUGGCUAUUGUAGUCGCCCAGGGCGCCGGUAUGCAUCGAAGCGUGGAAAGUUCGCAGCUAAGCAGGCAGGACAAGCGACUGUGGAAGCGAGUAUGGUGGUCUCUUUUCACCAGAGACCGCUCUGUAGCAGUCGCUCUUGGUCGGCCUGUGUCAAUCAACACGGAUGAUUCAGACGUCGAGAUGAUCACCGAGGAAGAUUUCAUUGAAGACGAGGGCGAUCCGAACAACGAGUACGAAGCCGACCCUGUCCAUAUCCAGUUUUUCUUGCAGUAUGUCAAGCUGUGUGAGAUUAUGGGCCUUGUACUUUCUCAACAAUACUCGGUUGCCUCGAAGGCACGACGCACAAACGCCAUCGACCUGACUCAUAGUGACAUGGCUCUGGCCGACUGGCUGCAGAACUGUCCCCGGGAGGUAUAUUGGGAACGGUCACGGCAUCAUUUCUGGUCGGCGCUGUUACACUCGAACUACUACACCACACUUUGCCUCCUGCAUCGAGCACACAUGCCACCGGCAACAGCCAAACCCCACGAUUACGAAAACGUCGAUAUGGCUUAUCCUUCAAGGACGAUCGCUUUCCAAGCCGCCGGAAUGAUCACGUCAAUCAUGGAAAACCUCCUUGCUCACGAUCAGGUCAAAUACACGCCUGCCUUCAUUGUGUACAGCUUGUUCUCGGCGCUCAUCAUGCAUGUUUACCAGAUGCGCUCAUCUGUACCUUCAGUCGUUGCUGCCAGCCAGGAACGCAUCAACGUGUGCAUGAACGCCUUGAAAGAAGUGUCUAAAGUGUGGCUUGUUGCCAAAAUGGUACACACCUUGUUUGAAUCCAUCCUGGGCAAUAAGGUGCUUGAGGAAAGACUGCAGAAGGCAACCGGGAAAAAGGCACAACGAACCAAGAACAACCAGCGUGGCCCAGAGCAAGGCCAUGCGAAUGGCAACGCAAACGGCCUGGGAAACACCGCAUCUGCAACAACGCCCAUUCCCGCACCUCCCACAAAUCCCGCCAAGCGCAAAUACGAUGACAUCGAUCUCGUAUUCAACGUUGGGCCACCAGCUCCUCAGAUGUCGUACGAACGGUCACGACCGCAAACACCCGCUGUCACACCAUCACGCGAACUACCUCAGCAGCAACAGCACGGGAAUUACCUGGGCUCACCUCCAUUACAGAACGAACAGUAUCUACCGCCGUCCAGAUCUCGAGGAGCUUCCCGUUUGCCAUCUCGAGGUCCCACGAGAGCAAACUCUCCCUUCAAUGGAUACUCUAUCCCCGCCACGCCUCCCGAUCUUUUCCUCGUCACACGAGACUCGCCCAACAUUUCUCAGCAACUAUGGGAGAACUUCCAGCCUGACCAGCUCUUCCCGGACGGCACAAUCGGUGACGUCGCGGGCUUCGGCAAUAGUCCCGUCAUGAAUCAUGCUGUUGAUCCUCAGUUGCGACAAUUGCAAAGCCAGCAAACUGGCAUGACGCCGGGAGGCCAGCAGAUCCCGCAAAUAGACAUCUCGGGAACGGGACAGCAGCAUCCUCAGGUAUGGCCGCCAGGGAUGUCCGGCAUGAUGGGUGCGGGAAUGGAAAUGCAUGAUAGCGACGGUUGGUCGACCAGUAGUAUUGGGAAUGCCCCCGUUGCUCCGACAACUCUAAAUGUUGAAGAUUGGUUCCAGUUCUUCGGCAUCAACGGCGAGAUGGCCGGGAUGGGUAUGGAUGGUUCUGGACCUUGA